CCCUAGCCCCAGAUGGGGAACUGCCUCAAGGUCUCCCCCUCAGAUGAUAUCUCCCUGCUUCAUGAGUCUCAGUCUAACAGGGGUAGCUUUGGCAAGGGGACCAAGCCAGUUCAGGAGCUGCCAUCGCUAUAUCAGGAACAAGUUCCAGUUCCAGUCUAUCAUCCAAUACCUAGCCAGACUCAGCUAGCAACUCAGCUGACUGAAGAGGAACAAAUUAGGAUAGCUCAAAGAAUAGGCCUUAUACAGCAUCUGCUUAAAAGAGUUUACGACCCUAGAAGAGAUGGAUCAGAAAAAAAGGUCUGGGAGUGUGUAAUGUGUAUGAUGGAUUUUGUUUCUGGGGACUCAGUUGGAUUUCUGCCAUGCAUGCACAUCAAUCAACUGGAUGGUACAGAUGACUGGUUGGUGAGAUCCUUCACGUGCCCUUCCUGCAUGGAGCCAGUUGAUGCAGCACUGCUUUCCUCCUAUGAGACUAACUGA
This is a messenger RNA of Cynocephalus volans (Philippine flying lemur), 477 nucleotides long. Its product is annotated as RING finger protein 11-like. Bases 13 to 477 code for a protein of 154 amino acids. Gene Ontology annotation, molecular function: ubiquitin protein ligase activity. Gene Ontology annotation, biological process: ubiquitin-dependent protein catabolic process. Gene Ontology annotation, cellular component: ubiquitin ligase complex. The transcript has a single exon. Lineage: Eukaryota; Metazoa; Chordata; Mammalia; Dermoptera; Cynocephalidae. The record is from RefSeq and is a predicted model, not a curated record.